AUGCCGUCGGUGCCGGUCCACCUACCUUCCGCAAUACCCUCUCGCGCUGAGAAUCCUCUCCCACAGCUCCUCCACACACCCUCCGGCCUAGCACUCGUAGAGAUACAAGGCACGAUUCAUUUUCCGACGCCUACUGACUCGUCUGUACCCUCCACACAAGUCGGCAAACUUGUCUUCCCACACUACAACCCCGACAUCAACGACCCGAGCGACACAAAGUGGAUGAAGCGCUUAUACAUGUACAUUGGCAAAGGUCAGCGCAUGACGGGCGAGUGCAAGAAGCUGCUUAAGCCGUACGGCGUUAUCCGCAAGAGGGAGAAGACAGACGUUGAGAAUGUAGACAUGGGUGGUGUUGAACAAGAAGAUGGUGCUCAGGAGGAAGAGCUGGAGAUUGUCGAGGUGGUGAGGUACAAGGUUGUGUUUUCUGCACGACCGGAGCCUAUCAGUGGGGUUGCUGAGGUGAAAUGA
Alternaria atra is the source of this 468-nucleotide messenger RNA. RefSeq lists its product as uncharacterized. The transcript has a single exon. Gene Ontology annotation, cellular component: Ctf18 RFC-like complex. Gene Ontology annotation, biological process: mitotic sister chromatid cohesion. Bases 1 to 468 code for a protein of 155 amino acids. NCBI's taxonomy places the organism in Eukaryota, Fungi, Ascomycota, Dothideomycetes, Pleosporales, Pleosporaceae. The record is from RefSeq and is a predicted model, not a curated record.